GCUAGUGUCAUGGCGUCUGCCGGGAUGCAGCUGUAGGUGUAGUGUGCCAGAGGGAGGCCUUGGAUAUUUUCUCUCGUACAUUGAAUUGUAUUUAUUGUCAUACUGGGGACAUUUGAAUGUAAAAAGACUUUUAAACAUGGGGACCGUGCAUGCCAGGAGUCUGGACCCCCUUCCUAUGCAAGGACCUGAACUGGGGGUUCAAGCCGAUGACAUGGACCUGGGGGAACCAGAGCAUGAGGAGAAACAAGAGGUUCUAGAGAAUAAAGAUGUUGUUGUACAACAUGUGCACAUUGAUGGUCUUGGAAGAACAAAGGAAGACAUUUUAACAUAUGAAAUUGCAGAUGUUUUCCGAGCCAAAAACUUGAUUGAUGUAAUGAAGAAAUCCCAUGAGGCCAGACAGAGACUGCUGCGUAUGGGAAUAUUUAGACACGUGGAUGUUGUCAUUGAUACAACUGAAGGUGCUGAUGCACUGCCCAAUGGACUAGAUGUGAAGUUUGAGGUGAAGGAGCUGAGAAGGUUGACAGGAAGUUACAACACCAUGGUUGGGAACAACGAGGGUAGCAUGGUACUGGGGCUGAAAUUGCCCAAUGUUUUUGGUCGUGCUGAGAAGCUGACUUUCCAGUUCUCUUAUGGCACUAAGGAAACAUCAUAUGGCCUGUCUUUCUUCAAGCCCCAGCCUGGAAACUUUGAGCGGAACUUCUCCAUUAACUUGUAUAAAGUCACGGGACAGUUCCCAUGGAGCUCACUCAGAGAGACAGACAGAGGAGUUUCAACAGAGCUUAGUUUCCCCAUCUGGAGGACUAACCACACUCUGAAGUGGGAGGGUGUAUGGAGAGAGUUGGGUUGUCUGGCCCGUACAGCUUCCUUCGCUGUCAGGGAAGAGAGUGGUCACUCUCUAAAGUCUUCACUCUCUCAUGCAAUGGUCAUCGACUCACGCAAUUCUACCAUCCUUCCAAGGAAAGGUGCCUUACUGAAGAUCAACCAGGAACUGGCAGGUUACACUGGAGGAGAUGUCAGUUUCUUGAAGGAAGACUUUGAAAUUCAGCUCAACAAGACUCUCUUCUGGGACUCGGUGCUCUCUGCCUCUCUAUGGGGUGGUAUGUUGCUGCCCCUCGGAGAUAAGCCCUCCUGCAUUGCUGACAGGUUCUAUUUGGGAGGCCCAACCAGUGUGAGGGGCUUCAGCAUGUACAGCAUUGGUCCUCAAAGUGAAGGUGAUUACCUUGGUGGGGAAGCGUACUGGGCUGGUGGACUUCAUCUGUACACCCCUCUCCCAUUCAGGCCAGGCAGAGGCGGCUUUGGAGACCUUUUCCGAACGCAUUUCUUCCUCAAUGCCGGAAACCUGUGCAACCUCAACUAUGGUGAAGGGCCAAGAGCUCACCUGAGCAAGCUGGCCGAGUGUAUCCGAUGGUCUUAUGGAGCGGGCAUUGUGUUGCGUCUGGGGAACAUCGCUCGACUGGAGCUCAACUAUUGCAUUCCCAUGGGUGUCCAGAGAGGAGACAGGAUAUGUGAUGGAGUGCAGUUUGGGGCUGGAAUCCGGUUCCUGUAAUAUCCUGAUUCCUGUCACAUGUCGAUUUUGGAACAAAGAAGGAUUUCUGUCACUUUGUACUUGUAAUAAAGGAUACAUGUAAGAUCACACUUUGAGUUGCAUUGGACGACACAAUGAGUGUUACCUAAUUAUUUGAUGUUAGCAAAUACAUUGGAGGGGAAACUGUCUAAUCCAAAAGCAAAACCAUUGUUGGAAAAAAGUUGCCCUUUUUAAAGUUAUUGGUACUUCAGUGGGGAAUCUAUUGGACAUCAGUGCUCUUAUCACUUGUCAUAUUUAUUUGUCUGAAAUGUCAGUGGUCAAUAAAUAAUGUCUCCGCCCUU
This is a messenger RNA of Xyrauchen texanus (razorback sucker), 1866 nucleotides long. RefSeq names its product SAMM50 sorting and assembly machinery component (gene samm50). The record is from RefSeq and is a predicted model, not a curated record. NCBI's taxonomy places the organism in Eukaryota, Metazoa, Chordata, Actinopteri, Cypriniformes, Catostomidae. The transcript has 15 exons. Gene Ontology annotation, biological process: protein insertion into mitochondrial outer membrane; mitochondrial respiratory chain complex assembly. The coding region runs from base 137 to 1546 and encodes 469 amino acids. Gene Ontology annotation, cellular component: outer membrane; SAM complex.